Molecule: messenger RNA, 4015 nt
Organism: Ornithorhynchus anatinus (platypus)
Lineage: Eukaryota; Metazoa; Chordata; Mammalia; Monotremata; Ornithorhynchidae
Gene: CSF2RB
Product: colony stimulating factor 2 receptor subunit beta
Exons: 14
Coding region: 331-3012 (893 amino acids)
Biological process (GO): cytokine-mediated signaling pathway
Cellular component (GO): external side of plasma membrane; membrane
Molecular function (GO): protein binding; cytokine receptor activity
Source: RefSeq, a predicted model, not a curated record
GUCACUGCUGUUCCAGCGCCUCAGAUGACCAGAUGGGCCCGGGUGGAAGAGCUCCUUCCAGGGCCGGGAGGAGCCCCCUGGGGGUGAUUUUUGCCAGCAUCUGAGGUCCCGGGUCAUCUGCCUCUGUCCAGGGGCACCUGGAUUGGAGAGCCUGGAGAGGAGAGUCCGUGCCCUUGGAGGAAGUGGGGGUGGAGACAUCUUGGAGCCCGGGUGGCACUGACAUCUGAGCGGGGCCCAAGAAGAGCCAGCCAGCCCAGUGACCCCCACAGGAGGCAAACUCCGCCUUGGCCCUCCCUCGGUCCCGCUGCCGAUCUCAGCUGGAGCAAAGCGAUGGCGCCGCCCUCGAGAGCUCUCUCCCUUGUCCUGCUCGCUCUGUGCUGGGCUGCCGCGGUCCAGGGAGAUCAAGAAAGCUUCCUGUUGAAGAACCUGCACUGCCACAAUGACUUUACCACCCAGAUUGUCUGUCAUUGGGCAGAAAAGACGGACAGUCACCGCUACAUCCCCAUGAACCUCUACCACAGCUCCAUGGGCCAUCCGCCCCAUCAGAUCCCCUGUGAGCCGGAUCCUGGCCCGAUCAUCCCAGACUGUGCCAAUUCCUCUUGCCUGCCCUGGAAGUGCGUCCUGAACUUCUCCAGCUUCACCAGCAGCUCCGUCGACAUCUACUCUUUCCAGACAACCCGGGAGCUGAAGGCGGAGCUGAACGUCGAUCUCUUCCGAAGCGUCCAGCCUCCAGCCCCCAAGCAGCUCAAGGUCAAGUCCAUUGGGGAGAAGGGUUUUCUGCUCUCUUGGAAUGUCAGCACUGAGAUGCCACUGCAGGAUCUGGAGUUCGAAGUUCUCUACAAGAGGCAGAGGGAUUCUUGGGAGGAUGCUUCAUCCAGGUACAUCUUAAACAGAACCCAGAUGAUCUUAAACGACACCCUCAUCCCCGGGAGCACCUACGUGGCCAGAAUUCGGACACGGCUCGCCCCAAGCAGUGCCCUCUCUGGCCGCCCCAGUGCAUGGAGUCCUGAGGAAACCUGGCAGUCACAAGCAGGCGACGAAGCUCAACCCAGGAACCUUCAGUGCCACUUUGACGGGACCAGCUUCCUCAGCUGCAGUUGGGAAGUGAACGCCGCGGUUUACGACUCCAUCCCUUUCGGCCUCUUCUACAAGCCGGGCCCGGGGGCCGAGGAGAAGGAAUGCAUCCCGGAGUCGCAGCCGCCGCAGAAAAAGGCCAGUAGCAGUGUGGUCCUGCAGCACUGCCAGGUGUUCGUCACCGACCCCCACAGGCACAGCAACUACGUCGUGACCGUCCGGCCCCAGGAGGAGAAGAAAGAGAUCCUCAGUUAUAUCAACAUUCAACUGCCUGCGCCGUUCAACGUCAUGAUGACCAAAAAAAGCAAUGAAUACCUGCUGGAAUGGGAGAGUCUGAAGAUAUCCUAUAACAUCAGACAGGUCUUUCAAGUGGAGCUCAGGAGGAACAACGAGUCAUGGAAGGCAGCCAAUGAAGAGCUGAUCAGUGGCCUCUUUCAGUUUUCUAUCCCGCUGUAUAAGCUGAAGCCUUCGUCCACCUACAGCGCGAGGGUGAGGGCCAAGGUCCACUCCGAGCUUGGCUACAGAGGGACCUGGAGUUCGUGGAGCUCCGAAGUCCAAUGGAAAACUGAAAGUGAGCUGCCUCCCUGGUUCCUCUACCUGAUGCUGGUGAUCUUCAUCCUCAUGCUCUUCUUCGGAGUCUGGUGCUGCCACACUUAUGGGACCAGGUUGAAGAAGAAGUGGGAAGAAAAGAUCCCGAACCCCAGUAAGAGCCAUCUGUUCCAGACCUAUAAGGCGAGCGGAGGCUGGGGGGCACUGAUGGCCAAUAACCUGUCUGCCUUCAGCAAGGAGAGUCCUUUGGGGAAGGGGGAGCCGAAUGGCUGCAUCUCAGAACUGGAAGGGGGGACUCCCGGGGGCUCAGAGGAGAAGAGCGAGGUGUCGUCCCUCACUGCAGUGGUCCCCGAAGAUCUGAACCAACCGUUCCCUAGCCAAGAACCCAGCGAGACCACUGCCCUCCCUCUCUGCCAGGCCGCCCCACAGGCUGGCUUGGAGCCCACCGGUCCCUCCGCGGCACCCUCAGUCGGCUUUGACUUCAACGGACCCUACCUCCACGAGCCCCACAAGGGCUCCCUGCCCACCGUUCUCCAAGGGCCGGAGCCCCGCCCGGGCCAGCUCAGCACCAAGCUGGAUCUGGGGUCCCUGGACUACUUAUGUCUGCCCCAGGAUGGCCAGUCCCAUCCUGGCACUGGAGCCAUGGCGGAAGAGGCCGGCUUCCCGGAGGAACGGGCCGCUAGCCCGAGCCCAGUGGCCACGCUGCACCGUCAGCAGGCUCCGCUCCCGGCUCAGGCUAGGCCCCCACGGCCUCUAUCUGCCAGGCCGGGCGAGCCCCCCGGCAGCGAGGAGAUCCGGGUGACGCCACCAGCUGUCCCCAGAGGGUCCCGCUCCUGGGCAGAGGGGAACAAGUACGUCACGGCCAAGGAUCUGAUUCUGGCACCGGCGGCCAAGCUCGGGGGUCUGCAACCCGCCGCUCUUGUGGUCCCUCUGCCCGGCUCGCUCGGCAGCCCAGGCCAGAGCCCGCUGUCUGAGUCCGCGGUCCCCCCGGUCUCCCAGCCGUCGGCCCCGGAGGACUACGUGGAGCACCCUCCGGGUCUGAGCCAGGGCCCCCUCGUGUCGGUCGAUCGCCCCCCGGGGAGGAGUCCGGGAGACCCCCAGCACAACGUCAUGUUUAACCCCGACGGCCUGGGGCUCGUCCUCCUCCAGCAGGUGGGAGACUACUGCUUCUUCCCAGGGCCUGGCUCCACCCAGGAGCCCCUCCUGGACAAGGCCGGGGGUCGGCAGCCGCCGGACACCAACCUGGAGCCGGAGGGCGGGGGGGACAAGCGGCCUCCGGCCCAGACCCCGACCCAGCCGCCCGCCAUCCAGCUGUUUAAGGCCUUCAAGCAGGACGAUUACCUGAUGCUGCCACCCUGGGCCAUAAACAGGGUCAGCGAAGCCUGCUAGGGUUUCAUCUCUAAAAUGCCUGGAUCCCCCACCUUCCUCCCAUCUCACCAAGGAAGCCCCCUCCUCCUCUCCCUUUCCCUCUCCUGCCCUCCAAACAAUCUCUAUGGGCAGCAGCCUCCCAGCAUCCCGGGGCCUGGUUUGGCACCGUGGACAGAAACAGACACGAGACGAGAAGAGAGCGGUUUGGGGCCGGGUCUGCAGAUCACCCACUGGCGAAGACGUCCCCCGGGGAGUGAAGUGCCCAGGGCGGUCGGAGCUGGGAGAAAUGGCCCAGCACCUGGAUCUGACAUGCUCUACAACCUGGAGGAGACACCUGCUUCAACACCUACACGGACGCUUCCUCGUCAUCCGGACCGCCCCAGAGACCGCCCGGGGUCUCGGGGGGGCCACCCUCAUCGCCAUCUUCGAGAGGAAGGGUUAAAGAUCAGGCGGCAAAACUCGUCGGGACAUCACAUUCCACUCUGUGGCUGGCAAAGCCCGAGGAAGGGUCCUCCUGGACCGACUCUCUAAGGAUAUCGCCGACCCAGAGCUACCGGAAACGCGACACGGCUUCCGAUCCUAGCGCGGUCAAACGGACAUGAUCUUCGCAGCACGCCAGCUAUGCAAAAAUUGCAGGGAACAGCCCCGGGAUCUUUGUGUGUUUUAUACAGACCUCACAAAAGCACUCGACACCGUCGGAAAACCUGGACUCUGGAAAAUGCUUAGGAAGUUUGGAUGUCCUGAAAAGUUCACUAAGAUUCUGAGACUACUUGGGGACGGUGUGGCUGGUUGGUUCAGAACUGGGGGUGCCCUGUCUCAUCCACUACCCAUCGCCAGCGGGGUAGAGAAGGCCUGGGUUAUGGGCCUGGUCCUGUUCAAUUUGUUUUGUUCAGCCAUGCUGGAGGGUGCAAGGAGAAACUGGGAUACAGGUGUUAGGAUAGACUUGGAUUCUUCUGUGUGGCCUUGAGCAAGUCACUUUACUUCUCCAUGCCUCAGUUCCCUCAUCUGUAAAAUGGGGAUGAAG